Molecule: messenger RNA, 795 nt
Organism: Exophiala spinifera
Lineage: Eukaryota; Fungi; Ascomycota; Eurotiomycetes; Chaetothyriales; Herpotrichiellaceae
Exons: 2
Coding region: 1-795 (264 amino acids)
Biological process (GO): regulation of proteolysis; regulation of Ras protein signal transduction
Molecular function (GO): phospholipid binding; peptidase inhibitor activity
Source: RefSeq, a predicted model, not a curated record
AUGUAUUCAUUUCUGGCCGCAGUUUUCACCGCGGCAUGUGUCUUUCGAACGGUCUCUGCGCAGAGCCCUCCAGGCUUCACGCCUUCCACUUUAAAGCACCUGACAGUCACCUAUGGAACCAUUGCGGUCAACCCUGCUGGAAUCACGAUUCCCGGAGAUGAUGUAGCAGUCGCUCCGAGCCUUGGGUUAGCUGGGCCAUCUACCACUUACGUGGCCAUCAUGAUGGACUUCAGUGUCGAGGCCACCCCGGAGUCGAAUACCACCCUAUUGCACUGGAUCCUCGCUGGUCUUUCCUCUCCUGACGGAACCACUACCUUGACAUCUCACCAGGGCGUGAUCGCAGCCUAUUUUCCCCCGGGUCCUCCAGCUGGCCAGACGCAUACCUACGGUGUCUUUCUCUACAACGAGCCUCGAAAUUUCGCCGUUCCAGCGGAUUAUGUCCCUUUCUUCAACAACUUGACAGCUUCAGUCUACAACCGUGUCGGCUUCAAUCUUACAAAGUUCGUGGCAGAGACAGGCUUGGGGGCCCCCGUCGCAGCUGAUUGGUUUCUGGUGACGACACCAAACACAACAGCAACUUCGAGCGUGGCGACCACGUCAGCUUCAAACACUGCUAUGUCGGCGACAGCGACGACAAGUGUGAUUGCAACAAACUCUGGUCCAAGCGCUGCAUCCUCUUUGCCGACAACUUCGAGCAUUCCGACUACACAAAGCAGUUCAGGCGCAAUGGUGAUACAAAUUCAAUCAGUGCCGUUGGUUAUCGUUGCGUUGGGUUUCAUAGCGAGCUUGUUUUAG